CCCACUGUCACAUUUGGCACCUCGUGCGACUUCUAGAACACACUUAUCGUCGGGAAGCGCAUGCCAGUUCUGCGCAUUUCGUCUAGCAAGGUUCGUAUCACGCAAACGACUCGCGCAGUCAUAGCAUCGUGUCCGCUUUGACGAAAAGGCACCGUAUAGCAGAUGCCUUGCCUUGCCACGAAGAAAUUACCGCCACCUUCCGCGACCGCCUCGGUACAUCUGCAACACUGACACGUAUUGCCGCAACCACGGAGGACCCUAGCAAUGACCUUGCGCUUGCUCGCCAACCAAGAAGCGCAGGCUUUGACGCCGCUUCUGGACGACGAUGACGCCUCGUUAGCCGUGCUUCAAAUGGACAUAACCAGCUGCAUCUUCGCCAAACCCGACGAGCUGCUUGGCUGCAUACGGCGGUGCACGGAGUUGCGCUCGCUCCACUGCGUUGGGUGCCCACUAAAGGCGUGUGAUCUAUUGUCCCUGCUGCUUCACCAACUCCGCAAGCUGGAGCGACUUCACUUCUCGCUCGUAGCUCAGCACGACGUAGACAAGGAUGUCGCCAACGUGCGUAAUAUUGCUCAGGAGGCGCAGGGCGUCACAGCAUCCAGCAUCCGCAGCAUGUACGUCGAAGUGCGAGACAGCAGCAACUGCAUGCUCCUUAAGACGCUCUUGUCUUCCUGCCCCAACCUUUCCGAGCUGCACGUGCACUUUGUGAACGGGGACUUCUCGUACGCGCUCCUACAUUGCGUGGAAGUCCAAGAAACUCUGUCGCAGCUUAGCAACGUCACGUUCUCCUCCGAAGUUCCGGCGUCCUUGCACAUGGGUGUACCCGAUGCGUUGAACUUGCGAAGCUGCAUGCAAAUCUGCGCGAAUGUCAACUAUCGCAAGUCGGCGUCGGACACCUACAACUGCGCCAGACUCGUUGACCUCGCAUUCGCACGCGCCAGCGGCGACCUGCCCUCCCAGCUGGUCGUGGUCGCCGUUCACAAGGACGACCUUCUGGCAGAGCGUAUCCGCAUGGCCAGCCGAGCGCGCUCCUGGACAACGGUGCGUCAGCUCUGCCUCGUUCUGGUUCCGCCAGAGCCGAUUCAUGCGGAUUACCCGACGGUCGGCGCCAAGUACCACGCCUGCCUUCACGAGUUCUUUGUCGCAACAGUGAGCCACGUGGUCGAGCUGAACGUCAACUCGUUUCACUUCGGCGUCGGCCUUGACCUGACGCAGCUGAUACGGAACGCCGAGAUGAACUCCCUGCGGGCGCUCUCGGUGCCGCCUUGCGGGCUUAGCCACCCCUCCGCGCUGCGGCGUCUCGCCAGCAAGUGCCCCCGACUGGAGGAACUGGACGUUCGCCUGUAUCGGCGAGGACGCUUGUUCAGCUGCUCCGUUUGCGAGGGCCAGUUUUCCCUGAGCGCCAGCGACGUGGCUCUGCUGAACGCCGACGUGCCGUACACGCGUCGCUGGCUGUGCCGGCUUACCCUCAGUGACUUGCCGAGUCUUGCGUCUCUGCGCUUUCUCGAACGCUGCAAGGUGGCGGAGCUACGCCUCGUCAACUGUCCUGAGACAUUGCGCGAGGAAUACGCGAUGUUGGGACAGUUCCUUGCUGAUAACAAUCACCUCCGCUACCUGCUGCUUCAGCAGCCCUGGCUGCCAUUCGGCGAGAAGUCUUUCCUGCCUAACCUGUACCACCUGCGAGGUCUCCACUACUUGUGUCUUCUCACGGAGGCUUCCGUAUCGGAUGAAAAGGCGACGUUCUUCCUGAACUGUUUGGACUGCCUCUUGCCGCGCCUGAAAGUUGCUCACGUCCACUACCGGCGCCCAGCAAAUGGCGCUCAGCAGCGGGUCACCUGGAUGAGAACAGCUUCAAAAGGGGGACGCGGAGUCGUGCUCCACGAUCGGCCUUGCGUGCUGUGUUCCACGGUGACGUUCAUAGGGCUCGCCAAGCCGCAGAGACACCACUUCAGUGCUGCCUCCUAUAGCGUGUAGCGCCGACUGCACUUUCAGGAUUGCCCAUCAUUUCACGCAUCCAGACUACAAACUGUUUUGUUUUUCGCCACCUCAUUCAACCAUUGUUAGAAGCAUGGCUAUACUUUAUUACUCAAGCGUGGGUUACUUAGGCCCCAAUGAAUCGGCCAGCAAUCUAAGAGGAAGUGAUGCUGCAAGCACACGGAAGUCUGCAGGAAUGUGGCAUCAAAGGCAAUGAACGCCCAUCGUUUAGCAUAACCGCUUGUAUAGCGCCGUUAAGUUUGCCCGUUGCGAAAAGCUAACGGCAGAAUAACUCGGAAUUGUGAACGUGAACACUGCAAACUUGCGUCAAUCUAACGAUUAAGGCAUGCAACAGCGCCCAACGGUACUCAGUGCAUUAGCCUAUUUUCCGAGUCGCUGCUUCUCGUAACGUCAUUUUAAAGUCCCAUCGCGUGCGUGUCCACAUCAAAGCAUUUACUAAGACUGUGUACACGUGUAUUUUAGCUUAGACGAUUGAGUGCCGAGGAUGGCUUUUGACAAGAACCGUGAGUGCAGCAGUGUGUUGCGCUCUCGCGUUGUGCAGUUCCUAGCAUGUGGAAGUGCGGCAUGUUCAACCCUCGCUAAAUUCAGGCUCUUUCAGUUAACGUUUUUCAACAAAGGCUUUUUUUUACUGCUAAAGAGAAGAUCUCUCUAGAAUGUUAGAUUCAUUACACACAAUCAUCUCGGUGUUCUGUAUCAACGUCCUUCUACAGCGCACAUUUCUCAGAUUUUUAAACGUGGGAAAGUUUUCUAAGCUACUGUGGUUACCCGACUUCUAUUUCCCUCAGUUGACAUGUUUCGCGCGCUUUUUUAUUUGCUGUCAUUCUUGUGCACUCAAGUUUUCAUUUUUGACGAUAGUGCUUGUUUCCGUUCGUACCACUGAUAAACUAUUAGCAAUAUUAUUCUACAGGCCUAGUAGCCACAUCGUGUGAUAACGCAAUGACAAGGAAAAUAGUUUUACUCGAUGAGUUGUGCACUUACCUUUUACUUCCCACUUAGUAAAUGCAAUAAAAUGAUUUCCUCUGGA
Dermacentor albipictus is the source of this 3019-nucleotide messenger RNA. RefSeq lists its product as uncharacterized. Gene Ontology annotation, cellular component: SCF ubiquitin ligase complex. Lineage: Eukaryota; Metazoa; Arthropoda; Arachnida; Ixodida; Ixodidae. Gene Ontology annotation, biological process: SCF-dependent proteasomal ubiquitin-dependent protein catabolic process. The record is from RefSeq and is a predicted model, not a curated record.